Molecule: messenger RNA, 2037 nt
Organism: Beta vulgaris subsp. vulgaris (sugar beet)
Lineage: Eukaryota; Viridiplantae; Streptophyta; Magnoliopsida; Caryophyllales; Amaranthaceae
Exons: 11
Coding region: 201-1457 (418 amino acids)
Biological process (GO): translational initiation
Cellular component (GO): eukaryotic translation initiation factor 2B complex
Molecular function (GO): translation initiation factor activity; guanyl-nucleotide exchange factor activity
Source: RefSeq, a predicted model, not a curated record
GAUACUCGAAUAGAGGCAGAAUCAAUUUUAGUACUAGAAACUAGAAAGAAAAAAAAAGGAGAGCAAGAGAAUACAGACGACACAGGCAAGUACGCAACAAUAAGCAACUCACCAGCGCCGAACUCAAAGCGAAGCAACGACGACUCGACCAACAUCAACCAACACAGAUAGAUAAACCUCAACUUUUUCUACAGGUAAUAAUGCCGGACAUACAAGCUCUUGUUAAUGAUUUUGUUAACAAACUUAGGAAACGCAAAAUUGAGGGGUCACAGGCCACAGCAAGGCACACAGCAGAGUUGCUUCGUUCAGUUGUUUCUCAGCACAGGAUUCCUUAUACGAACCAGGCCGGAUCGCUUAUUAGUGCUAUAAAUACUGUCGGCGAGCAGUUAAUUGCUGCGAACCCUGUCGAGCUUGCUGUCGGUAAUAUUAUCAGGAGGGUUCUGCACAUUAUUAGGGAGGAGGAUUUAUCUCUUACAACUGCGGCUAUAGGCGACCUGAAUAUUUCAGUUGGAAGUGAUGAUGAUGUUGGAGAUGAUGAAAAACAUGAUCAUACUGUCCUGUCUGCAGCCGCUGUAGCUGCUGCAUCAAGGAGCACUUUGCGCCCACCAUCAUUGCAGACUCUUCUUGAGGAUAUACCUGAUGCUACUGCUGUUCCCCGUCCUUCUUCAUCCGGGGGUGAUACUGAAGGGAAAAGCAAAUCUGCUGAUAAAGGCUCCAGGAGCCGGAAACUAAAGCAUGAUGUCAUUGAAGCAAUCAAUGAUCUCAUUCAGGAUAUUGCUACUUGCCAUGAGCAGAUUGCUGAGCAAGCGGUCGAGCACAUUCACCAAAAUGAGGUGAUACUAACUUUGGGACGCUCAAGAACAGUGAUGGAAUUUCUCUGUGCAGCAAAGGAGAAAAAAAGAUCAUUUAGGGUUUUUGUGGCAGAAGGUGCUCCAAGGUACCAAGGGCAUGUUCUUGCCAAAGAAUUAGUGGCAAGAGGUCUGCAGACCACCGUAAUCACUGACUCUGCUGUUUUUGCCAUGAUAUCUCGAGUGAACAUGGUCAUUGUUGGAGCUCAUGCCAUUAUGGCUAACGGUGGACUGGUUGCCCCUGUUGGUUUGAAUAUGGUUGCUCUUGCUGCUCAAAGACAUGCUGUCCCGUUUGUGGUAGUAGCUGGAAGUCACAAGUUAUGCCCCUUGUAUCCUCACAAUCCAGAGGUCUUGCUGAAUGAGCUGAAGUCCCCAUCUGAUUUGCUUGAUUUUGGAGAGUUCUCAGACUGUUUAGAUUUUGGAAGUGGCAAUGGUGAACCGCUCCUUCAUGUUGUCAACCCUGCAUUUGAUUAUGUGCCACCAAAGCUUGUCAGCCUCUUUAUCACUGACACAGGAGGGCAUAAUCCAUCAUAUAUGUACAGGCUGAUUGCAGAUUACUACUCUGCUGAUGACUUGGUUAUACAGAGAAAGUCAGCAGCUGGAAAUUAACAUUUAGUUCCGAUAUUGACUUGUUACAACACACUCUAAUCGCCAGUAGCUUGAACUCAAUCGCAUUACUCAUAGUGGAUUUCAGUUUGGAAGAGUAUGCAGAUGUGGAGCAUUGUGUAUUUUCCAUCAAUUUUGCCAGGGAUUAUACAUCACUUAUUCUGAAGUGAAUCGGCUUGGUUAACUGAUUUGUAUAUAUCUCAGACCGUAUUAAGCUUCUUACAAGUUUGCAGAAAUUGCGUUGAGAAGUUUAUAUUACUUUCUUGCCACUUAAUGCAGUGAUGUCGGUGGAGGCUAUACCAAGUCACUUCAUCUUGAUGUUGGCUUUAAUCUGCUGACAACUGAAACAUUGAUCGAUUGAGCAUUUUACAAAGUACAAAUAAGGGUUUCACAGGUUACUUAUGCAUCUAAUGUACCUCUCUAGCAUACUGCAAAUGGAGAAGUAUGUGCCUCAAUCGUCGAAGAGAAAGGGCCUUGGUGCAUGCCUACUUCAAGAUUUUGGGUAAAUUAUAACAGUUAUGCAACAAUCUAGCUCCUCGUCGGAGUCAAUAAUUAGUUUAUCUAAUUUCUUAUUUUUAGUAUA